Molecule: messenger RNA, 822 nt
Organism: Adineta ricciae
Lineage: Eukaryota; Metazoa; Rotifera; Eurotatoria; Adinetida; Adinetidae
Source: the annotation of a GenBank genome assembly
AUGGCAAGUGGAACAACUGAAGAUAAGUUAAGCGCUUGUUGCUUAACUGAAUAUCGUCCCUUACCGGGAACUCCACGUGGACAAAUAAUCAAAUUUGCUGGUGUUGAUACUUAUUUUAUUGAAGGAAAUGAUCAGAAAUCAAAAGGAAAAGUUAUUGUCCUUCUAACUGAUGUAUUUGGCUUAGUAAAAAAUCCCCGUAUUAUCGCGGAUGAAGUAUCGCAAAAGACUGGGAUGGAUGUCUAUGUGCCUGAUUUAUUCAACGGCGAUGCUCUUCCUUCAUCCUUUUUAAAAGAUGCGCCUGAUGUGCCCGGAGAAAAGAAAUCGUUCGGUUUAAAACUGAAUUUUAUGGGAAAGUUAUUAACAAAAGUGGGACCAUGGAUGAUUCGACAUCGUCAAGGCGUCACUCUUCCAAUUGUAGAGAGAUUUUUCAAAGCACUUCGCGCGGAAAGAAAUGCAAGUCGAAUCCAAUCCGUUGGUUACUGUUUUGGUGGUCUUUACACGUUAUUAGCUGGAGGACCACUUCAUCUUGCAGAUGCCAUAGUCGGUUGUCACGUCUCGUUGAUGAAUAAGACUCAUUUUGAACAAUUACAAGUACCAGCAGCAUUCGCCUGUGCGCAAGAGGACGAUUAUUUUUCCGAUUCUUUUCGAACAGAAGCACAACAAAUUCUUGCGCGGAAAUCGGAUAUACCAAGUAAAUUUGUGUUAUGCGAUGGCACAGUACAUGGUUUUGCUUCUCGACCAAAUCCAGACAAUCCCACUAUCAUGGCAGCAUUCAAACAAGCCAAUGAUUUAAUUGCAGAAUGGGCGACAACUCAUCUAUAG